Molecule: messenger RNA, 987 nt
Organism: Branchiostoma floridae (Florida lancelet)
Lineage: Eukaryota; Metazoa; Chordata; Leptocardii; Amphioxiformes; Branchiostomatidae
Product: collectin-11-like
Exons: 5
Coding region: 118-690 (190 amino acids)
Source: RefSeq, a predicted model, not a curated record
CAUGUUUAUAGAGAUUCAGCCGUAGCCCUGAACACAUCUUCAUAAACCGCGUUGAUCUGAGACAGUGUACACCUGAGACAGUGCACACUUUCCUUGGAAGGAAAAAGUUAAGUCGCGAUGGUGAAGACACCUGUCUUGGCGUGGGGUAUUCGCCUCGCUGUAUUUGGAGUCCUACAAACGGUGCAUGCAAAUGACGGAUCCGGAGUGCCAAAUACUACGAUGUCGACGGCCAUGGGUUGCACUGCUGGAUAUUUCAACGGAGACGGGACACAGUGCUACAAGCUUCAUCAGGAAUCUCGUUCGGCAAUUAUGGCGAUGCUUCUGUGUGAAUCUGAAGGGGCGACAUUAGUAAUGCCAACAUCUCAAACAGAACACGACUUCAUCGUUACAUUGGCUAGUGUGUUCAACACCGGUCAAUUUUGGAUCGGAAUAACAGAUAACUCACUGUUAGGAACCACUGAAGGGACUUACAUCUACAUCGACGGUGAUCCACUCGGGGCGUUCGAAAAAUGGUCCGCCAGCAACAUUAACACGGGAAGUAACGACUGUGUGUACUACGCGUCGAAUGGAGCAGAUUUGGAAUGGAACACAGGCCACUGCCUAGACGACAGCAGAUUUUUCAUGUGUCAACUCCGUGGAACCGUGGAAACAUCCAAUGUACCCGUGAGCACAGGAGAACCUACGAGCUAAGAGUUUUCUUUGUACAUGUAUUCACAUAUUGACAAGGGUGGCCUUGUUCUAUGAUUUUUGUUAUGCAUGUAGGUAUCACAUUUAAAGCUGUAUUAAAUGUAGCACAAUAAUCAUAAUAGAAUACUUGAACUCAUUAUUACUGUUUGACCUACAGCCAUCAAUACCUGUCGAACCAACCCGUGGUAUGAACAUGGCGGGCAGUUUUAUAAAGCAUUUUCAUCGGUACCUGCAACUUAUGAUGAGGCGACGACCUUCUGCCAGAAUGUGGACGCAACCCUUGCGAUGUCAAUUGACGAG